Molecule: messenger RNA, 564 nt
Organism: Nicotiana attenuata
Lineage: Eukaryota; Viridiplantae; Streptophyta; Magnoliopsida; Solanales; Solanaceae
Exons: 2
Coding region: 1-564 (187 amino acids)
Source: RefSeq, a predicted model, not a curated record
AUGACACUUCCAGGAAAUGAUAAUGAAGCAAUAGUACAAGAAAAGGCUGCUAAAUUUGAGUUGGCAAAAUGGUUGAAAGUGGAGCAAAGUGUUGUAAAACAGAAAUCAAGAAACAAAUGGCUUAAGCUAGGGGAUUCUAACACAUCAUAUUUUCAUGCAUGUGUGAAAAACAGGCAAGCAAGGAACCACAUUGGCAGAUUGAUGGACAUUGCAGGGCAAAUGUUACAAACAGCUCCACAACUGCCAGUAGUUACUCCAGGAAUUAUGCAGAAUGGAUACACUCUGAACAGGCAACAACAACUGCAGUUAAUUAAGCCAAUCACAAAAGAAAAAGUGAAGAAAGCUCUACAUGGAAUUGAUAAUAGUAAAGCACCAGGAUGUGAUGGAUAUAAUUCCUGCUUUUUCAAGAGGACAUGGCACAUAAUUGGGGAGGAUGUUACUACAGCAGUAAUGGAAUUCUUUGAAACUACUGAAAUGUGCAAAGCCAUCAAUUGUAUCACUAUUACCCUAAUACCUAAAGUAAAGAACCCAACCAACAUCAAGGAAUUCAGGCCUAUUUCUUGA